GCGCGCGCGCGUUUUGCGCGGCUGAGGCGUCGGAGCGCGCGGCGCGACCCCAUGGCGGAGCCGCGUGGCGAGUCGGACCCGCUUCUGGGCCGGGCCCGGGGUCGGAGCGGCCGCGACUGCGCGGGGUCGCCCACGUGCCACAGCGUGCGGGUCGGCGGAGGCGCUGAGGCCACGAGGAACCUCUGCUUCAACCAGGCCGUGGUCUUCAUUGAAGACGCGAUCCAGUACCGCUCCAUUUACCACCGCAUGGACACCCGCUCGAUGUGGUUUUACCGACGGUAUUACUCGGACAUUUACCAACGGAUUUUGGGCUUUGCCAUUUUCUUGAUCCUGUGUUUGGCUUUUGUGGAGACCCCCUCUUCGCUCACCAGCACCUCCGACGUCCGCUACCGCGCCAAGCCCUGGGAGCCGCCCUGCGGCCUGACUGAGAGCGUCGAGCUGCUCUGCCUGCUGGUCUUUGUGGCUGACGUCACUGUGAAGGGCUACCUGGUGGGGUGGACCCAGUUCAACAAGAGCCCCUGGCUGCAGGCCUACAUCUUGGUGCUGGCCGUGUCUCUGGUGGAUUGGGUGGUGUCCCUGAGUCUCAGGUGCUCCGAGACUGUGCGGAUUCGCCGGCUCCUGCGGCCCUUCUUCCUGCUGCAGAACUCUUCCAUGAUGAAGAAGACCUUGAAGUGUAUGCGGUGGACGCUGCCGGAGAUGGCCAGUGUCGUGCUGCUGCUCUCGCUCCACCUGUGCGUCUUUACUAUGUUCGGGAUGUUGCUCUUCACCGGGGAGAAGGACGGGCAGGACAAGGAGAGGCUGAUCUAUUUUCGCAACCUGCCGGAGGCCUUGACGUCCCUCCUGGUGCUGCUGACCACUGCCAACAACCCGGAUGUGAUGAUUCCUGCGUAUUCCAGGAACCGGGCCUACUCCAUCUUCUUCAUCUUCUUUACUGUGAUAGGAAGCUUGUUUCUGAUGAAUCUGCUGACGGCCAUCAUCUACAACCAGUUCCGGGGCUAUCUGAUGCAAUCCCUCCAGACCUCCCUCUUCCGGAGGCGGCUGGGCAUCCGGGCUGCCUACGAGGUGCUCUCCUCCAAGGCGGAAGAGGGGGCAGGCCACCCCCGCGCAGUUGGGGUGAAGCCUGAGACCUUCCAGAAGGUGCUUCAGGAAGUCCAAAUGAUUCCUUUCCUCAAACAAGCCAUGAUGAAGAGGGUGCACGCCUACAGGGGCAGCCUGCUCUCAGCCGACGAGUUCCAGAAAAUAUUCAGUGAGCUUGACAAAAGGGUGAUCAAGGAGCACCCGCCGCGGCCCGAGUACCAGUCUCCGCUUCUGCAGAGCGCCCAGUUCUUCUUCAGCCACCACUGCUUCGACUACCUGGGGAACGUCAUCGCCCUCGGGAACCUCGUGUCCAUCUCUGUGUUCCUGGUGCUGGACGCGGACAUGAUGCCUGACGACCGCGACGACUUCAUCCUGGGGGUCCUCAACUGCGUCUUCAUCCUGUACUACGUAAUGGAGAUUCCCCUGAAGAUCUUUGCCCUGGGCCUUCGAGGGUACCUGUCCUACCCCAGCAACGUGUUUGACGGAUUCCUCACCUUAGUGCUUCUGGUUUUGGAGAUCUCCACGCUGGCUGUGUACCGCUUCCCACACCCAGGCUGGAAGCCAGAGAUGCUGGGCUUGCUGUCCCUGUGGGACAUGGCGCGGCUGGUGAACAUGUUCAUCGUGUUUCGGUUCCUGCGCAUCAUCUUCAACAUGAAGCUGAUGGCACUGGUGACUCGGACACUCCUGGACCUGUUCAGGAACAUGCAGGCCUUCGCCGGGAUCCUGGUGGUGGUGUACUACAUCUUCGCUAUCGUUGGCAUUAACUUGUUCCGAGGAGUCGUCGUGCCUCCGGCUGCAAACAGCAGCCUGGCCUCCAACAGCUCAGCACCCUGCGGCUCCUUCGAGCAGCUGGAGUACUGGCCCAACAACUUCGACGACUUUGCAGCCGCCCUGACCACUCUCUGGAACGUGAUGGUCGUGAACAACUGGCAGGUGUUCCUGGACGCCUACCGGCGCUUUGCGGGCCCGUGGUCCAAGCUCUACUUCGUCCUGUGGUGGCUGGUGUCGUCUGUCAUCUGGUUCAACCUGUUUCUGGCUCUGAUUCUGGAGAACUUCAUCCACAAGUGGGACCGCUGCGACCACCUGCAGAACCUCCCUGAGACCCUGGAGACCCCCUACCAGAUGACUGUGGAGCUCAUGUUCAGGGAUGUCCUGAAGGAGCCGGAGGAGGAAGAGCUGGUGGAGAAGCUGAGCCAGCACCCGCACCUGAAGCUGUGCAGGUGACGCCCAGGUGCGCCCUCCCGGCUGGGCGGCAGGAUGGAGAUGCUGGCCUCGGGGCAGAGGCCGUCCGUGGGAAGAGGCGCAGGGGCCGUGCCCAAGAAGGAGAAGAUCUCUCCCUGGGACAGACCAUGCAGCUCUCCCGGAGGUCAGGGGACAGGACUGCGUCCCUCUCCGGCUGCUGGACAGAACCUCCACCUCCAGCUUCUCCCGCAGCGUCUCCGGAACGGCCGCCAGUGCUCGGGGCAGUGCCCACACCACACCACUCAUUCCCACGCAAGCUGCUCUGGGAUACUUUUAUUUUUUUAAAUAAGGAAAGGGGGUGACUCCACAAGGACCUUGAGGACAGUCUGGAAAGCAAGAAGCUGUGGCCUUCCCCUCGGGCCCCGCGGAUUCCCACUGGUGCCUUCACUGCUGGCGGCCUUCAGGAAUGAGGCCCACGGGCCUGCACUGGUCGGCCGGCACAUUUCCAGGGCAUCGGCCUGCGACGCUGGCGGUUUUACAGGAAGAGAAACUUGACAGUGUUUUAUUGUUUUAGGAAUUGGGUGAGUGUGUUUGGGUGUGUUUCUUUAUGAGUGAGAAUGCCAUUAAUUUUCAUCAAUGUCUUGCAAAAAAAAGUAUCGUCUUCGUUCUGA
This is a messenger RNA of Choloepus didactylus (southern two-toed sloth), 2930 nucleotides long. RefSeq names its product two pore segment channel 2 (gene TPCN2). The record is from RefSeq and is a predicted model, not a curated record. NCBI's taxonomy places the organism in Eukaryota, Metazoa, Chordata, Mammalia, Pilosa, Megalonychidae. Gene Ontology annotation, biological process: transmembrane transport; monoatomic ion transport. Gene Ontology annotation, cellular component: lysosomal membrane. Gene Ontology annotation, molecular function: monoatomic ion channel activity; voltage-gated channel activity. The transcript has 25 exons. The coding region runs from base 52 to 2301 and encodes 749 amino acids.